UUCACAGUGUGACACCACCGGAAGUAAACAACACAAGCGCUGCUGGUAGCGUUAGCCGCACGCAGUGGUGAGCUAGCAGGAGGACGAUAUUGUCGUCGCAGUGAAGACAGUUAUUUCAAAACAAAUAACGCAACAAUGGCUUCAGUUGAGUAUUUGAGAGAGUUUGUCAACGAGAGACUAACUGCUGCUGCUGAAGAAAUAUUCGGAGUUUUUAAAACAACUAUCGUCGAGUACGAGGAGGAGCUCAAUCGUCAGCGCAGACUGCUGGAAAACGUCUGGAAACCUAAAACGAAGUUAAACAAUACAGUCCCUCCAGAGCCCACACAGCAACGUGCCUGUAUGGUGGAGGAGGCUCUCGCUGACCAGCAGCGUUGUAUUCAGGAGACGAUCACCAGUCUGGACGAAGAGGACCCAGAGCCUCCACAGAUUAAAGAGGAACAGGAGGAGCUCUGCACCAGUCAGGAGGGAGAGCAGCUUGAGCUGAAGGAGGAGACUGAUGCCUUCAUGUUGACUUCUUCUCAUGAGGAAAGUGACCACAGUGAUGAUCUGACUCCAUACAUGAGUAUCGAUGAAGAAAAGCCUCAUAGCUACACAUCAGUUACAAGCUCUAUGGUGUCAGAACCAAACAUUUCCCACCAUCCCCUCUCUCAUAACCCCUAUAUGCCUGAGAGCCAGUAUCAGACAGGAAGCAAGCAUGGAGACUCGGGAUUUAGUAGAGAUACAGAGUCAGAAUCACAGAGGAGACAUCACACUAGCGGAAGUCACAGUGACAGUGCAGACAACCCGAAUUUGUUUGGUAUCCAACACUACAAUAAUACGCAGACAGGUAAACGCUCCUACAUAUGUGACACAUGUGGGAAAGACUUUAAGUUCCAGUCAGUGUUGCAGAGACACGUGAGCGUCCACACAGGCGAGAAGCCGUAUUCUUGCAAAAUGUGCGGCAAAGCUUACAGACAGAGCGGCGAGCUGACAGUCCACAUGAGAACUCACACGGGCGAGAGGCCAUAUAUGUGCAAAGCAUGUGGGAAAGAUUUCGGACGCAACAGCAGCUUGUGGGCCCACAUGAGAAGAACCCACAUCGGUGAGAUGCCGUACCUUUGCAAGAUCUGCGGGAAACGAUUCUUUGGAGUGUUUGAAUUAGAGAGGCAUUUGAGAUUGCAUACAGACAAGUAGUUUUAAUGUGACGAGCCACAUGAAUGAACUUUGUGGAAGAAGUUUUUCACAGAUCAAUCCAUAAACGGGACAAACCAUCAAGCCGAGACUCCUCUGGAGUGAACACUCACCCACUGACAUGAACACUUUUCUAAUAUCAUGUGCUUGUAAUAGUGUGCUACGCAUUUCCUAUAAAGAAGAGGUCACAAUAUCUUACUGUCAUGAAUUAUUACAUCAUCAACAAUUCCAGCAAGUUUUAAAAUUAACUUUUAUUCCCCCGUCAUAUAUUUUUGGUAACAACAGUAAUUUUUUUUAACAGCCAUAAUCUUUUAACUCUUUGAAACGUCCUUGUUGUACAAUGAGUACAUCUUACAUACAAAUGUUUCACCUGUUACAUUUAUAUUAUUUUAAAUCUAUUAAACCUUGCUUACGGUAUUAGA
Molecule: messenger RNA, 1592 nt
Organism: Epinephelus lanceolatus (giant grouper)
Lineage: Eukaryota; Metazoa; Chordata; Actinopteri; Perciformes; Serranidae
Source: RefSeq, a predicted model, not a curated record